AUGUCGCCACCGAUCGACAUUCUGCAAUUCGACGUAUGGGAGUCGCUCGACGAAGAGUCCAUGAACCUGUCGCAGACAUCGGAGUUCUGGACCCAAGUCGAAUAUGAGGCGGACAGACUGGACUCCCCGAACUACAACCUGCUGCAAGAUAGUGACGAAGAUUGGCGGGUAGCGGAGACACCCGAAGAACACAAGGACAACAUAGUGCACCAUGAUUGUAUGUGGGCCGGGUCUUGUACUGACGGCUCGGGGUUGCCGAACACUUUCGUCCCCACUGAUAUGAUGACCGCUGCGCCUGGACAGAGCGUGCUGCGACGGGAUAUGUACCCUCCGCGGCCGGAGACCCCGACUUCACUCAACGGGGAUGAUGAGCCCCCUCAGUUCCUGCACACUGUGGACGUAGCCGGAACAGCUCUUCGGCUCGUGAGAGACUCAGCUGCGGUGGCAGCGGACCACUCCUACACCCUGAUACGCCAGCAUGUUGACUACUUGGGCGUGCAGACGCCGUCUGACUCUGGAGAAUCAGAAGAAGAAAUCGACGUAGUAUCUCUCGGGACUACAACUACCCUACCCCUGGCUUCGACUUCGCAGACCCGAGGGGACUGUUACUCGCGAGGAUCUUCCGCCCCGGAGAGGUAUAUUCAGCCCUCGGUGGAGGUCAACGUGACGCCGAGGCCCGUGGCCAGGAAGCGCUUGACGCCGCCGACGAGCGUCACAUCUGCCGCGCCCAGACGGCGGAGAGGUCCCGGGAGACGCGGUCGCUCCACUACCGACACGGACUCGGAGGCCGAGGCGCCCGAGAUUGAGCGGCGCGUCAUACACAACGAUAUGGAACGCCAGCGGCGAAUCGGUCUCAAAAAUCUCUUCGACGAACUCAAGAAGCAAAUUCCCGCGACCAGGGACAAAGAGCGCGCCCCGAAAGUGGUGAUACUGCGCGAGGCGGCCGCCCUGUGCCGCAAGCUCAGGACCGACGACCUCGAGCGCGAAUACCUCAAGAAGCAGCAGAACAAGCUCAUCACCAAACUGAAGAAGCUCCGGACGAUGUUGUCGGCGCGCUAUCGGCCCUACUGA
This is a messenger RNA of Leptosia nina, 1071 nucleotides long. The record is from the annotation of a GenBank genome assembly. NCBI's taxonomy places the organism in Eukaryota, Metazoa, Arthropoda, Insecta, Lepidoptera, Pieridae.